AUGGCCCUCCUCACCACCACACUCACGUACCUCUCCCAACACAUCCCCUCCAUCCUCUUCACCAUCCUCAUCAUCCACCUCGCACGAAACUACUUCAAGCCCGGGUUAUCGCGCAUCCCAGGCCCGUUUUUCGCCAAGAUCACCAAUCUCUGGCGCUUCGUCGACGUAGCGCGGGGCAGAGCGGAGGUAACACAUUAUCAGCUGCACCAAAAACAUGGCGAGUAUGUGCGACUAGGACCGAAUGUCGUUAGUGUUUGGAAUGUGGAGGCGUUGAAGGUGAUCUAUGGGAUUAAGAGGGGGUAUAAGAAGACCGCAUUCUAUCGUGUCCAGCAACAACUUGUAAAGGGAAAGCCGACCAGAACGCUGUUUACGACCCUUGAUGAGGACCUUCAUGCUAAGAUUAAACGACCCGUGUCGGCGGCGUAUUCAAUGAGUACAGUUACCGAGUUCGAGCCGUUUGUGGAUAGUACGACACAGACGUUGUUUGCGCGGUUGGAUGAGCUUUCGGAGAAGGGGUAUGCGUUCGACGUCAUUGGCGAGAUGACGUUCAGCAAACAACUAGGGUUUUUACGAGAAGGUCGCGAUGUUGAGGGGAUCAUGGAAUCGUUGGAGAAGAUGUUCGAUUAUGCGGGAAAGAUUGGUCAGAUGCCCUGGCUAGAUUAUGUCUUGAUCAAGAACCCUCUCCGGCAGCUUAUUCGGGGCGGUUCUACUGGAGCUGUUGCUCGUUUCGCCCGUGAUCGCUUGCAUGAACGGCUGUCUCAGGGUGGUAGUAAGCGAGAUGAUAUUCAUGAACGCCAGAAGGACUUCUUGACCCGCUUCCUGGAGGCGAAAUCAAUUCACCCUGACGUGGUCGACGACGCCCAGGUGUUUUCCUAUACAACCAGCAAUGUGAAUGCAGGCUCCGAUACUACCGCAAUCUCCCUCCGAGCGAUUCUGUACUAUACGUUGAAGAAUCCCAGGGUAUUCAGCAAGCUGCAGGACGAACUAAAUGGUGCCCUUCAGACCGGGAAAGUUACCAUUCCUGUAUCGUGGAAACAAAGUCAGGAGCUCCCGUAUCUCGACGCAGUCAUCAAGGAGGCUCUUCGCCUCCAUCCAGCCGUAGGACUCCUCUUGGAGAGGGUAGUCCCCGCAGAAGGCCUCCAAUUGCCAAACGGCCCCUUCCUUCCCGCCGGAACUGUUGUUGGUGUCAAUCCGUGGAUUAUCCACCGCCACGCUAUUUUUGGCAAGGAAAUUGACAGGUUCGUCCCUGAGCGUUGGCUGCGGGGUAACGAUGAAUCGGAAGCGGAGUUUAAGAUGCGAAGGCAGAAUAUGCUAGGGGCGACGCUGACGUUUGGGGCCGGCCCCCGAACCUGCAUUGGGAAGAACAUCAGUCUGUUGGAGAUAUAUAAGCUGAUACCAUCGUUGCUCUUGGCAUACAAGGUAUGUGCACUGCCAUUUGUUGCUUGUCCUAGUAAUUUGCGAUCUCUGGUUAACGGGUGGCUGUUACAGAUUGAAUUGAGUGAGCCGGAAGCUGAGUGGGAGGUGGUCAAUGCAUGGUUCGUACGGCAGAAAGGGAUGAACGUGAAAGUGACGCGAGUGGCAUAG
Molecule: messenger RNA, 1584 nt
Organism: Aspergillus niger
Lineage: Eukaryota; Fungi; Ascomycota; Eurotiomycetes; Eurotiales; Aspergillaceae
Exons: 4
Coding region: 1-1584 (527 amino acids)
Molecular function (GO): heme binding; oxidoreductase activity, acting on paired donors, with incorporation or reduction of molecular oxygen; monooxygenase activity
Source: RefSeq, a predicted model, not a curated record